AGGGGGAGUAAUCCAAUAAAGAGGAGCACAGGAGUCGCUCCUCCAUCUCUCUCUCAAGAACCAAAGACACACACAACAGCGUAUCACAGGACAGGAAUCGUUUGAAUCCGAGAUGGCAGAACGCUACGACUGUCACUACUGCAAGGAGUCUUUGUUUGGGAAGAAGUAUGUUCUGCGUGAUGAAAAUCCGUACUGUGUGAAGUGCUAUGAGAGCCUCUACUCCAACACCUGCGAGGAGUGCAAGAAACCCAUUGGCUGCAACAGCAGAGAUCUGUCUUAUAAGGACCGUCACUGGCACGAUGACUGCUUCCACUGCUUCAGAUGCCACCGUUCUUUGGUGGACAAGCCGUUCUCCACCAAGGACGAGCAACUACUGUGUACUGAGUGUUACUCCAAUGAGUAUUCCUCCAAAUGUUUUGAGUGCAAGAAGACAAUCAUGCCAGGCUCUAGGAAGAUGGAGCAUAAGGGCAACAGCUGGCACGAGACCUGCUUUUCCUGCCAGCGCUGUCAGCAGCCUAUCGGAACCAAGAGCUUCAUUCCUAAGGACAACAGUAACUACUGCGUUCCUUGCUAUGAGAAACAGUUUGCACUGCAGUGUGUGCAAUGCAAGAAGCCGAUCACCACUGGAGGCGUGACCUACCAUGACCAGCCAUGGCAUAAGGACUGCUUCUUGUGUACUGGCUGUAAGCAGCAGCUGUCUGGCCAGCGCUUCACCUCUCGUGAUGACUUUCCCUAUUGCCUCAACUGCUUCUGCAAUCUGUACGCCAAGAAGUGUGCUGCCUGCACCACCCCUAUAAGCGGUCUGGGAGGCAGCAAGUACAUCUCCUUUGAAGAGAGACAGUGGCACAAUGACUGCUUCAACUGCAAGAAGUGUCUGGUGUCCCUGGUGGGCCGCGGCUUUCUGACGGAGAGAGACGACAUCCUGUGUCCUGACUGUGGCAAAGACAUCUGAUCACGCAGCACUGCAGUUCCUAACAUUUUAUUUUAUUAAACGGCUUUUAUUCUUAGAGGUCAAUUACAAAGCUUUUAUUAAAGGUAAUAUAUAUGUCUAAUAAAAAUUCUCUUUAGAUAAUGAACUUUAAAAGAGCCUGUGCAUGCCGAGGCCAAUUAAUAUAAUAUUGUGUCAUAAAUCUGUGGUCAUUAGCCAAAGCAAAAGAAACAUAUUCAGUGUGAAAAUAAUUUUUACUUUAGAUAUACAGACAUAAAUCACGCGGAAUGUUACAUUGUUCGUAGUAUUUCCUUUUGCAGAAUUUUACCUUUUUGUGACUAACGUUUGCUUUUGACUCAUCAGUCAAUAUAUAUAUAUAAAUAAUACAACAUUUAUAGCCUGUGUGAAGAAUUUGCUGGAGCUAAUAAACUUCUUGAAAAGA
Molecule: messenger RNA, 1370 nt
Organism: Puntigrus tetrazona (Sumatra barb)
Lineage: Eukaryota; Metazoa; Chordata; Actinopteri; Cypriniformes; Cyprinidae
Gene: fhl2b
Product: four and a half LIM domains 2b
Exons: 6
Coding region: 113-952 (279 amino acids)
Cellular component (GO): Z disc; nucleus
Molecular function (GO): transcription coregulator activity
Source: RefSeq, a predicted model, not a curated record